Molecule: messenger RNA, 4337 nt
Organism: Jaculus jaculus (lesser Egyptian jerboa)
Lineage: Eukaryota; Metazoa; Chordata; Mammalia; Rodentia; Dipodidae
Gene: Prob1
Product: proline rich basic protein 1
Exons: 1
Coding region: 1-3009 (1002 amino acids)
Cellular component (GO): nucleoplasm
Source: RefSeq, a predicted model, not a curated record
AUGUUGACCACGCUUGCCCCGCCAGCCGGGCCUGGGCUCUCCAGGCUGUUGUCUGCGGCCCCCGCGCGGCGUCAGGACUCCUCGGGUUCGUCUGGCUCCUACCACACCGCGCCGGGUUCUCCGGAGCCCCCGGACGUUGGGCCGGACACACAAGGCCGGGUGAAUUGGCUCUGGGUGGCCCCUGGGCGGGGGGUGGGCGCGCAGCCUCUCCUGUCCGUCAGCGCCCAGAAUAGCCGCCAGCAGCACUGCUCCGGCUCGGGUUUCCCGCGAGGCCCGGGCUCCGGCCCGCCGCCGCCGCCGCAGCUGCGCAUGCUGCCGUCGGGGGAGAUGGAAGUCAUCUUCAGUACCGGGCCACUGUUCAGCCACUCGGACGCCGAGGAUGUCCAAGUGCAGCCGCAGCUCACCGCGCCUGCCCUAAGCAGCCCGGCGCUGCAGGGACCGGUCUCUCCCGUCCCUGCUCCACCGCCGCCCCCAGCCUCCGAUGGGGACUCCCGCUGGGCCACCUACCUGGAGCUGCGGCCCCGCGGACCGAGCCCUGCGGUCUCCGCGCAGUUCGAGUGUGUGGAGGUGGCACUGGAGGAAUGCGCCGCGCCCGUUAGGUCCCGGACGGUGCCGAAGCGUCAAAUCGAGCUGCGUCCCCGGCCCCGGAGUCCCUCGCAGACAGAUGCGCCGCGCCCCCGACUGCUUCUGCGCACCGGCUCCCUGGACGAGUCGCUGGGCCGCUUGCAGGCCGCCGCGGGCAUCGUGCAGACGGCGCUGGCCAAAAAACUGGGCGCCACGGUCCCAGCCCCGAACAAUGACACUUUUAGGCCCACAGGAAGGUCAGAACCUACGGCUCAGGAAACCGCACGCAGCACUCGCGUGGUCCUGGAAGAGGCUAGGUCUCGGCCACCCCGUGCGCACCAGAGUUCGGUCCCCGCCAGAGCCCCGAAACCGUGGCCCAGUCUCCGCGAACGCGCCAUUCGGCGCGACAAGCCCGCGCCGGGCACCGAGCAGCUGGGCCCGGUUAGCUCCAGCAUCUUUCUGCAGUCAGAAGAGAAAAUGCAGGAGGCGCGCAACCAGGAGCCCAAGACUCGGUGCCCUCGUGAGGCUCCGGAUCAAACUGUCCCGAGGACACGGAGUCCACCCGUUCAGUCUAGAGCACCCUGGGUGCCUCCGAGCAGGGCUGUGAGACCGAAGAGCCCGUCCUCGCCAUGGCAGGCUCCAAACGGGACCGUGCGGGGUCCUCGCUGUCCGCUCCCCGAGAACCCUUCCCGGCGGGAAAGAACGGUUUGGACGGUGAGUAGCCCGUCCUUCCCGGAAGCAUCCUCCGCGCGGGGAAGUUGGAAUGCGGCCAUCGAGGAAGCCGUCAGAAGGAGGAGCCCUUCCCCGAUGCCUCUUUCCCAGUGGAACCCACCCCUCGGAGCUCCAUCCCCGUGGGAGGCUCCACAUGCGACAAGCGGGGAUGCUAUGGGGCGGGGUAGAGAAUGGUCCCCGCCAGCCUCGCAUCCAUGGGCGUCACCAGAUCGACCUACAGGAACGCGGAGCCCGUCGCCCCAAGAAACUUGGGGUCCUGUUGCGCAGAGCUCGUCGAUGGCGUCCGUGCGCGAAGCUAUGAACGGCCUAGCUCAGGAGCUGGGGCCGCCUACACCGUCUCCACCCGGGACUCCAGAAGUAACGGAGGUGCAGAGUCCGCCCACACGGGAGCACAUCGUUACUACAUGUCGAGCAAGUCAGCCGUCGCCAGAGGUGGAUGCCCCCGAGCCAACCCGGAGACCCGUCGUGGGCACCCUAGAUGACAGCCCGCGCCCAGAAGCCUCGGGCUCGGGAGAAGCGGCUUGUGGACGCCCGCGCGUGGCCAUCCCGCGGCCACGGGACGUGCGCAAGAUGGUGAAGACCACGUACGCUCCAAGCUUCACGGCGGGAAGCCCGGGGUCGGGGUCCACCGCCCCUCCCGCCGACCCCGGGGGGGAAGGGGAAGACCCGUCCAAAUCGCUCGAGGUCCGGGCCGCGGGGCCCCCAGCCCCGGCUCAGUACACUUCCAUUUUCCUCAAGGACUUUCUGCCGGUCGUACCGCAUCCCUACGAGGCCCCAGAGCCGUCCCCGCAAACGGUCCCUCGGGACGCCCCGCAGCCCAGCGGGGUCCCGCGGCGCAGGGCCGAGAACAGCACCGCGAAACCGUUUGCGCGCACCGAGAUCCGCUUGCCCGGCGCCCUGGCACUGAGCGGGCGGCCGCAUGGAACCCCGGAAGUCCGAGGGCGCGGUCCCAGCCGAGACGACCAAGAGCCCCGGGAUGCCGAAGGCCAACGCCCGGGCCCCGACGACCAGGCGCCCAGCGGUCCUUUAGACGGCGCUCGCACCUCACCCCGGCGGUCCCCUGUAGGACCAGCAGGGACCCCGCCACCCCGCCCAGGAUCCCCUCCGGUGUGCCCCAUCUUGAGCCCAGGAAUGGCACCCGACAUGGAGACACCCCCUGCGGCCCCGGAGCCUGCAACUCCCACUCCCCAGGCGGGCAGGACGGCCGCGCCCCAGCCCCGAGCUGCCUCGGCACCUCCUACGGAUCGGCUCCCGUCCUCAUCCGCCCAGGGGAGGCGGAGGCUGCCCGGCGCCGCCCCGCCCGGCAAGGUCCUCGUGGACCCGGAGAACGGCCGGUACUACUUCGUGGAGGCACCUCGGCAGCCCCGGCUGAGACUGCUCUUCGAUCCCGAAAGCGGGCAGUAUGUGGAGGUGCUGCUGCCACCCUCGUCCCCGGGAACGCCCCGCCACGCCUACACCCCGCUGGCCCUGGGGCCCAGUCUCUACCCGCCGGCCUACGGGCCUAUUCCAGGCUUGUCACUGCCGCCGUCACCCAACCUGCCACCCCUCGGCAGCCUCCAGCUUCCCUGGGCCCCUGACGGGGGUGCCCUCAACGGGACGUACUACAUGCCUGUGAGCGGGACCCCCAGCCCCGCCCCGCCUGUACUCUUUUGCGCCCCGCCCUCCAGCUCCGGAUCCCUCCAGCCCAGCAAGGGCUCGGUGUUCCCCUUGUGAGACCCCGUGGAGGUGGGGCACCCUAGACGACCCUGGACGUUCUGGUUCCCGAUCCCACCCCCACGCCCCGCCCUCCUUGCUCUCCGCCCAUCAACUCUUUGUUUCUUUGGUCAGUUCCAGCCAGUUAUCAGACCGGAAGUGAUAAACAGAGAAUGUACCUGGGUUGAUGGAGCUCAAGAAGUGGCUGGGUAUUUCUUCCACCAACAGUGUAUAUACCUUUCCCAGGGUGUGGUGUGUUUGUAUGUGUGUAUGCAGUCAAGCAAGUUUGUCAAAGUGAGGAGGCACCCCGAAGAGGUUUCCCAGGGUACUUGAAUGGGUGCAGCAGGGGCCAGGGGUACCUGUACCUCCCCUAACCCUGGAGCCAGUUAAUGCGGAGCUGGGCAGUGGGCUCUGCUGACAUGGAAGGGAAGGACUCCAGCUAUCGAAUCUAUUCUUUCGAAGGGGAGCUGAGUUCUGUCCUGGAAAGCUGUGGAAGAGAAAGUGAUUAAUGCAGCCCUAGGGCCAGGUUGCAUCUGAGGAAAGGAGCUGUAGGCUUUGGAGGUGGAGGUGGAUGGAGAAAGGAGGUCAUAUAGGGAGGGGUUCUAGACAGGCAGCCAGGAAUUGGAGGUGGGAGGACUCGGACGCGGUGGAUCUGGAUUACUGUGGUCCCCAAUGUCCCCACAUACUUCCUCUUUCUUCCUCUUAACCCAAGCCAUCCCGACCCAAGAAAGGGGCAGGCUGGGGAGAAGAGGGAGAAUGAUUAGGCUGAUGUCCCAAGGGAGCCUUAAGGCCCCCGUGGGUGGAUGGAGGGUGUGUUAGGACUGGCAGUAGGAAGGCUGCUCCUGUGGGGGAUGGGGGGCGGGCUGAAGCUCCAGCAGGUUUCACCCUCCAUGCUCCUCUAGGAAUAGAUGUAGCAGCAAUGCCAGAGGGAGUGUGGUUUCCUGGGCAGGCUGGUCACAGCACAGGAAAGACCCCAAAGUCUGUGCUCCAACCAACCUGAGCCUAAGCAGGAUGAGGGCGCUAAGAAGGGCCGCUGCGAGGUGAGAGGUGGUCUGCGCGGGAGUCGGGUACAGUUUUGAGCCUAAAAUGGCUGGUCCUGGCUGGACUGUGUGAUGUGGGGCAUUUGGGGAAGGAUCGUUCCCUUUCAAAGCAGUGUCAGGGAUGAGGAUGGAUGACUUUCUUGUUCCAGGCCUCUGUGUGCCAAGAUCCCUUGGAGUCUCUGUCCUUUGCUCUGUACUGGAAGCUGGCUAGAAAAGAGAGUUCCUGGAACCUUUGCCAGAGAUGCUGGUCUCAAUGGUGUGGAGGGCCAUGAGGCCACCUGGGCACUUCACCUCAUCCUGUGUGCAAUA